AACAAACGUCACCCUCUUUUUCGAAUCGGCCGUCACCUCGUGGUGUUUUGUGCCUUUGAUUCAAUUUAUUUUCCUUAAAUUUUUCCGGAAAAUAACACAAAAAUAAUACAAAAUGAGUUUGUAUAAUUUCAAAAAAAUUAUGGUGGUUCCGCCAGCAAAGGACUUUAUCGAUAUUAUGCUAUCGAAAACACAACGUAAAACCCCCACCGUUGUGCAUAAAGGAUACAAAAUAUCUCGUAUCCGUGCUUUCUACACGCGUAAAGUUAAAUACACGCAGCAAAACUUCCACGAUCGUCUGUCGCAAAUCAUUCAGGACUUCCCCAAACUCGACGACGUCCAUCCAUUCUAUGCUGAUUUAAUGAACGUUCUCUACGACAAGGACCAUUACAAAUUGGCCCUGGGUCAGUUGAACACCGCCAGGCAUUUGAUUGACAAUGUUGCCAAGGACUACGUUCGUCUUUUGAAGUACGGUGACUCCCUGUAUCGUUGCAAACAGCUGAAGAAAGCAGCUCUCGGUCGCAUGGCCACAAUCAUGAAGCGUCAAGCCUCAAAUUUAACAUACUUGGAGCAAGUCCGUCAGCAUCUGUCCCGUUUGCCAACAAUCGAUCCCUACAACCGCACCAUCAUCAUUUGUGGUUUUCCCAAUGUCGGCAAAUCGAGCUUCAUUAAUAAGAUCACCCGGGCCGACGUAGAAGUCCAGCCAUACGCAUUCACAACCAAGAGUUUGUAUGUCGGACACACAGACUACAAAUACCUGCGUUGGCAGGUGAUUGACACUCCCGGAAUUCUGGAUCAUCCUCUGGAGGAACGUAACGUCAUUGAAAUGCAGGCUAUCACAGCGCUGGCUCAUUUGAGAGCAUGUGUUCUGUACUUUAUGGACAUCUCAGAGCAAUGUGGACACUCCUUGGAGGAACAAGUCAAGCUCUUCGAAGGAAUCAAGCCCCUCUUCACAAACAAACCUCUGAUCGUUGCCGUCAAUAAGAUCGAUAUUCUGACACUUGACGAGCUGAACGAAGACCGCAGACAGAUUAUCACAAAACUGCAGGAAGACAAGAACAUUCCAGUGAUGUUCAUGUCGACCGUCAACGAAGAAGGAGUCAUGGAGGUUAAGAUUGAGGCUUGCGAGCGAUUGUUGUCGUUCCGUGUUGACCAGAAAAUGCGCACCAAGAAGGUUGAUAACAUCCUCAACCGUCUGCAUUUGGCAACGCCAGCGGCCCGCGAUGAAAAGACACGUCCACCAUGCAUACCUGAGGCAGCUCUUAAGCGUCUCCAAAACAAUGCCGAGAAGACCAAGCGCAAGCUCGAGAAAGAAAUCGAAAUGGAAAUGGGAGACGACUACACACUGGACCUCAAGAAGAACUACACAACGAUACCCGAAGAGGAACGUUACGACGUUAUCCCAGAAUUCUGGGAGGGCCACAACAUCGCCGACUACAUCGAUCCCGAUAUUUUCGACAAACUGGAAGAACUCGAACGCGCCGAAGGCAUCCGCGAAGAAUCCGGACUCUACAAUCCACCAGACAUGUCCAUGGACGACACUCUCAAAGAAAUCCGCGAAAUGGCCAAACAGAUCCGCGACAGACGAUUCCUCCUCCGCGACGAGAGACGCUUGCAGAGCAGAAAGAACAAGCCAAUUAUUCCACGUAACAAACAACCCAAGGUCCGUGAUCGUAGUGUCACCAAGCUCCGCGAAACCAUGGAGAAUCUUGGAGUCGAUAUGUCGGGCACAGAAAACGCCAACUUCACAAAGAGUGUGGUCGACAUCCGACGAGGCCUUGUCGAAGUCGGUAAACCAUCCAUCGGCAAGAGAAUACUGCUCGACAAAGAAUCCUCAGCUGUGGUCCGAUCGACUGGUCAAGCUCUCAAACGAGCUCUUCCUCGAGAUCACCAAGGUGUCAAGAAUGUGGCUAUGAAGAAGAAACUGCACAUCAUGGCCAAGCGCGAUAUUGCCAAGAAGGUGACGAGAAACGGUCUCAAGGGAGAAGCGGAUCGUUUCAUUGGAACCAAGAUGCCCAAGCAUUUGUUCGCUGGCAAGCGAGGAUCAGGCAAAACAGAUAGACGUUAAUUUAGGUGAAGAUUUCCUUUGUAUUUUUUCUUUUUAUUUCUAAAUUCUGUGCAAGUGGGGGUGUACCGUUUCACAGUUUUAAUAUUAUUAUUUUUAUAAACAUGAACUAAAGAUUAUGAUAAUAAAGUGAUCUACAAAAUA
Eupeodes corollae is the source of this 2206-nucleotide messenger RNA. RefSeq names its product nucleolar GTP-binding protein 1 (gene Non1). Bases 113 to 2065 code for a protein of 650 amino acids. Gene Ontology annotation, cellular component: nucleolus. The transcript is spliced from 3 exons. NCBI's taxonomy places the organism in Eukaryota, Metazoa, Arthropoda, Insecta, Diptera, Syrphidae. Gene Ontology annotation, molecular function: GTPase activity; GTP binding; RNA binding. Gene Ontology annotation, biological process: ribosomal large subunit biogenesis. The record is from RefSeq and is a predicted model, not a curated record.